AACCUUAUUUGUUUACAUAACCUCUUCCUAAAAUUCUGAAGUAAGCAAAACAAAUCAAUUGAGCCAUUUAACGUGGUAUGACGAUAUUUCCGCUUUUGUAUCAGCACUUCUAAAACACAAACAAUUGCCUUGUAAACGCCUUCGUUUCGUGUAAAGGUAGGAGGAUUCGAUAAUGAACUUCACCAUGGAUACAAACGUUCCCAUGUCAAACGCCGAAGCGGAUACUUUAAAGCUUGUGAAUGAUCCGUCUUUCUUAUUAUUUAGCGAUCAAAGUCAACCGGAUAAGAUGCCAAAUAUGAAUUAUUUGAACCCACAAGCAGAAAGUUUAGAAUGGGGAUCUUUUGAUAAAGUUGAACCCUCCCAGUCGCUUGGAUUUUCGCCUUCUCCUGCCUACCCGCUAGAUAUGAAGGAUGAAAAGCAAAACCUUGAUCUUCCCAUUCUAAAGCCAGAUUUCGAUAUUGAAUCGUCCCCUGCGUCACAAUUUAUGAUGUCGCAGGACGGGCACUAUUCCGAGUCCGUAAAUGAUGGAAUGACACCAAGGAAGUCCAUGUCGAGAAAGGAGUAUCUCAGGCAACGGAACCGUGAGGCCGCUUACAAAUGCAGACAACGGAAAAAACAAUGGAUUUCUGAGUUGCAAGCAAAGGUUGAAUACUUCAAUAUUGAGAACAAAUCUCUUUUGGCUCAGGCAAACAUGCUACGUGAAGAAAUUGUAAACCUUAAGAUGUUGCUUGUCGCACACAAAGAUUGUCCGUUGUCCAUGAAAACACUCGAGUCUUCAAAAAUAUUUGAUCAUUGAAGCUGAAGGUUUCCUCUUUUGUAUUUUAAUUCCGUUUCCUUCCUCUUAUUCACUGCCGGAAGACUUUGUACUUUUCAGAGUUUUCGCAAGGACGUAUGCACACAAAUGCAUACUGUCUUUCGGAAUCCAUUUAAUUUCUUUCGACGAAUGAACCCCUUCAUCGCUUAGGUUGUAAUGAUUCCAACCUUCGAGCAACACGAUCGGCUCAAGCGUAUUCUGGGAUUUGUCAGCUUCUUAUUGUUUUCGGCACACUCACCUCGCUCAAGUUUUCAUUUAAUAAUCGCGCGGGUCUCCAUUCCUUUUUAUAUUCAUCUUCUUUGUUUUCCAAAACAUUAUUAUUCGUCGAAUCAUUCAUGUCUUCGUUUUUGCAGUGAUUAAUUCGCUUCGAGUUAUUUUCAGUAAGCACUGAUGCGGUUUUGGUAAUCAAUUCGUGCAUUAGACAGGUUUUAGGUUUGUGGUACGAAAACAAGUUUUUCAUAUCUUUCAUUUGAAAUUUGUAUUUUAGUGUACUUGUGUCGGAAUCCUGUGACGCAUUGAUUAGUUUGUGAAUGUAUAGUUUUUGUUCGAUAUUUUGGUAUCAUACCAUGAAUGCAUUGGACAGUCCUG
Schizosaccharomyces japonicus yFS275 is the source of this 1402-nucleotide messenger RNA. Its product is annotated as transcription factor atf31. The record is from RefSeq and is a predicted model, not a curated record. The transcript has a single exon. Gene Ontology annotation, molecular function: sequence-specific DNA binding; DNA-binding transcription factor activity, RNA polymerase II-specific; DNA-binding transcription factor activity. The coding region runs from base 173 to 796 and encodes 207 amino acids. Gene Ontology annotation, biological process: regulation of DNA-templated transcription. Gene Ontology annotation, cellular component: nucleus. Lineage: Eukaryota; Fungi; Ascomycota; Schizosaccharomycetes; Schizosaccharomycetales; Schizosaccharomycetaceae.